AUGGGGGUCUGGGGGUGGGUGCUGGCACUGCUGGCGCUGGGGGCCAGGGUCCCGGGGGGGGCCGGGGGGGGCCUGGACUUCCCCACCUACGACGGGCUGGGCCGGGUGCUGCCCGUCACCGUGAAGAACUACAAGGCGAUGCUGAAGCGGUUCCCGGUGCUGGCCCUGCUGCACCACCGUCCCGGCCAGGGCGACCGGGCAGCCCAGCGUCACCACGAGAUGGAGGAGCUGGUCCUGGAGCUGGCAGCCCAGGUGCUGGAGGACAAGGGAGUGGGCUUCGGUCUCGUUGACUCUGAGAAGGACGCAGCCGUUGCCAAAAAGCUGGCCUCCCUGCCCCCCCCGGGCCUGACGGAGGAAGACAGCAUCUACGUGUUCAAGGAGGACGAGGUGAUCGAGUACGACGGGGAGCUGGCGGCGGACACGCUGGUGGAGUUCCUGCUGGAUGUGCUGGAGGAUCCGGUGGAGUUUAUCGAGGGCGACCACGAGCUCCAGGCCUUCGAGAACAUCGAGGAUGACCCCAAACUCAUCGGCUACUUCAAGAGCGAGGACUCAGAGCACUUCAAGGCCUUCGAGGAGGCGGCGGCGGAGUUUCACCCCUACAUCCCCUUUUUCGCCACCUUUGACGGCAAGGUGGCCAAGAAGCUCACCCUGAAGCUGAACGAGAUCGACUUCUACGAGCCCUUCAUGGAGGAGCCGCUGACCAUCCCCGACCGGCCCAACAGCAAGGAGGAGAUCGUGGCCUUCGUGGAGGAGCACAAGAGGGCCACUCUGCGGAAACUCAAACCCAAGAGCAUGUUCGAGACCUGGGAAGAUGACAUGGACGGGAUUCACAUCGUGGCCUUCACAGAGGAGGAUGAUCCAGAUGGGUUUGAGUUCCUGGAGAUCCUGAAGGAUGUGGCCCAGGACAACACGGACAACCCUGACCUCAGCAUCCUCUGGAUUGACCCCGAGGAUUUCCCGCUGCUCAUCCCUUACUGGGAGAAAACCUUCAACAUCGACCUGUCCCGGCCGCAGAUCGGGGUGGUCAACGUCACCGACGCUGACAGCGUGUGGCUGGAGAUGGCGGGCGAGGAGGACCUGCCCGGCCCAGCGGAGCUGCAGGAGUGGAUCGAGGACGUGCUGGCGGGAGAGAUCAACACCGAGGACGACGACGACGACGACGACGAUGACGACGAUGAUGACGACUAGGCCUUGAGCUGGGCCUCCACUCCUGGCCCCAUCCCUGUGUGAACCAUUAAAGUC
Molecule: messenger RNA, 1242 nt
Organism: Grus americana (Whooping crane)
Lineage: Eukaryota; Metazoa; Chordata; Aves; Gruiformes; Gruidae
Gene: CASQ1
Product: calsequestrin 1
Exons: 11
Coding region: 1-1188 (395 amino acids)
Biological process (GO): regulation of skeletal muscle contraction by regulation of release of sequestered calcium ion
Cellular component (GO): sarcoplasmic reticulum lumen
Molecular function (GO): calcium ion binding
Source: RefSeq, a predicted model, not a curated record